CUUAUCAGUAAAUCAUCACACGUGCAACCCGAAGUAUUCAGUAUAAUGUCAUCAUCAUCGAUAUGCACUAUGUCUUAUCAAAGGUAGAUAACUCUCGUAGCCGUGUGAACAGAGAGGUCAUCUUUGCCGAGAGUUGUCGUUGCUGACUACCUUGACACAAUGCACGUGCUGCUGGCCACAUUGUGUCUGCUCCACCUAGCGGCGGCCGGCAUAGACACAACAGUCUGCACUACUCCAUAUGGUCAGCAACACACUCGGCCAUCUUUACCCCAGCAGUUUGAAGUCCACGUAGAGUGCAACUUCCUCGACCUCAACACCACCACAGAAGUUCACGAAUACUACGACGACAUCAACAAUAGGGGUGAAGUGCGCGUCAGCGACUUCGGCGUCAAGUUGUGGGCCUACUACAGCUACGAUACAAAUGAACUCAUUUCCAUACUGCCAGACAAAAGCCUCUGCUAUGUGGAAGACCUACAAAAGAACAGUCAGAGGUACCUGUUUGGUUAUCAGAGUAAGAACGGACAGGGUCACAUCUUCUCCGCUAGCGGCGCCCUGCACUUCGGCGAGGCAAACACCGUGGAGGUGUUCCAGGGGUCCGACGUCGUGCGCGGCAUCAAUGUGCAGAAGUGGUACUCCUGUCUGUACUGGGCAGGCAUGGACGCCACCAUGAAUGUCACGUGGUACUUCUCAGAAAAGUUAAGACAAGUCAGAAUGUACUCCCACGUGAGGUUCAGAUACGUCAUGCUGGGCUUCCAGGUGAGGUUCAGACAUGUCACACUGUACUCCCAGGUGAGGUUCAGACAUGUCACACUGUACUCCCAGGUGAGGUUCAGACAUGUUACACUGUACUCCCAGGUGAGGUUCAGACAUGUCACACUGUACUCCCAG
Molecule: messenger RNA, 888 nt
Organism: Haliotis rufescens (red abalone)
Lineage: Eukaryota; Metazoa; Mollusca; Gastropoda; Lepetellida; Haliotidae
Exons: 6
Source: RefSeq, a predicted model, not a curated record